Molecule: messenger RNA, 621 nt
Organism: Drosophila obscura
Lineage: Eukaryota; Metazoa; Arthropoda; Insecta; Diptera; Drosophilidae
Product: ATPase inhibitor mai-2, mitochondrial
Exons: 4
Coding region: 115-435 (106 amino acids)
Biological process (GO): negative regulation of ATP-dependent activity
Cellular component (GO): mitochondrion
Molecular function (GO): ATPase inhibitor activity
Source: RefSeq, a predicted model, not a curated record
GGCUGGAUCGCCGGAUUGCCUGGUUUUUCUGCCCUGGCUCCAUUUCAAAGUUUUAAAAAGUGUCAGUGUAAUUUUUAUCAGCUGAAAAAUCAAAUCGUCCAAUAAAAACUAAGAAUGUUCGUCGUACGUCGUAGCGUUUCCCGCCUGUACCCCGCCGGACUCCAGGUGGCCAAGAUGAGUAGCCAGCUGGGUGAUCUGGGCAGUGGUGCCGGCAAGGGCGGUGGCGGCGGUGGCUCCAUCCGCGAGGCUGGCGGCGCCUUUGGCAAGUUGGAGGCCGCCCGCGAGGAGGAGUACUUCUACAAGAAGCAAAGGGGCCAGUUGGAGAAAUUGAAGAACGACCAGAUCCACCAGGCCGAGUUCCACCAUCAGCAGAUCAAGGAGCACGAGGAGGCCAUUCAGCGCCACAAGAACUUCCUCGAUAACCUGCACAAGUGAGCGGUGCCCCGCAGAAAGCUCUCACAUCACACAGAAGCGUGAUAACUCGAGACAUUUACUUAAAUGCAUUUCACUCAAUUGUAUUUGUCCCAUCCUAUCCGAUCAGUGCGCAGUUUAUACACUCAAAAAUUGUUAAACUUUUGUAAAAUCUACAUGAAUAAAACACAGAUUUUUUAAAGGCUUUAA